This is a messenger RNA of Pectinophora gossypiella (pink bollworm), 2193 nucleotides long. RefSeq lists its product as uncharacterized. The transcript has 3 exons. The record is from RefSeq and is a predicted model, not a curated record. The coding region runs from base 1 to 2193 and encodes 730 amino acids. Gene Ontology annotation, molecular function: catalytic activity. Lineage: Eukaryota; Metazoa; Arthropoda; Insecta; Lepidoptera; Gelechiidae.
AUGGAACAUGGAACAUGGAAUGUUCGCACCCUUCUGGACAACGACUUGAAUCUGUGUCCAGAGAGAAAGACAGCUCUAAUCGCGCGAGAACUGAGCAGAUACAAUAUAGAUAUUGCCGCAAUCAGUGAGACGCAUCUCAGUGAUUCUGGUGAGUUGUGUGAGCAGCUUGGAGGUUACACCUAUUAUUGGAGCGGCAAACCCGAGUCUGAGAGGGCUGGAAGUGGAGUAGGAUUCGCUGUUAGAAACCACCUGGCGCGAAAAUUACAGGAACUUCCAAAGGGCAUAAAUGAUAGAAUUAUAACUCUACGACUUCAACUAUCACCGAAGAAGUACAUACACCUUAUAAGUGUAUAUGCCCCCACACUGCCAUCUCCGGACGAAGAGAAAGCCAAGUUCUACUUCGAACUAAAGCAAGUCCUCAACAAAAUACCUUCUGCUGACAGAAUAAUUCUGCUGGGUGAUUUUAACGCUCGUGUUGGCAAGGAUCACGGUGCUUGGGAUGGGGUUCUUGGGAGGCACGGAGUCGGGAAAUGCAACGACAAUGGUCUUGAUCUCCUUACCCUCUGCGCUGAGUUUGAUCUUACCAUCACAAAUACAUGUUUCCGUUUGCCUGAGAAGUUUAAGACCACGUGGAUGCAUCCAAGAUCCAAGCACUGGCACCUCCUGGAUUACGUGAUAGUACGCAAGAGAGAUCUCAGUGAAGUACUGACCACCCGCGCAAUGAGAGGUGCCCAGGGCUGGACUGACCAUCAACUUGUUCGAUCGAAACUGCGGUUGCAAUUAAGAACACCACGUCGAGCUGCCCACAAGAUCCCAGCGAAAUUGGACUGUCAAAAGUUAAUCCACGAUGUACAACUAACGGAGGAGCUAGAUGAUGCUUUCAAUACCGAUAUGCCAGACAUCGCAGAAGACGCGCCUGUCGAUGAGAGAUGGCGUUCUUUCGCUGAACAUCUCCAUAGUUGUGCUCUACGAGUUAUUGGGAAACCAGAACGGAGAAACCAAGAUUGGUUCGAUGAUUCCGACAUGGAAAUCAAGAAGCUCGUGGAGAACUACAGACGCAGUCUUCUCUUAUCAGAUGUUUCUGAACGGAGGAAAGCUCAUCAUAGCCUUAAAGAAAAAGUGCGUGCUCUCAAGGAUAAGUGGUGGGUGGACAAAGCCAAUGAAAUACAGCUUUAUGCUGACACCAAUCAGUCCGGCAGGUUUUUUGAGAGCCUCAAGACUGUUUUCGGCCCACGAAUUUUGAAAACAGCUCCAAUGUACAGCAAGGAUAAAACCCAACGUUUCACAGACCAAAAAGACGUACUUGCUCGUUGGGCGGAACAUUUCAACGAUGUUUUGAAUCCCAUUGGUCAGUCCACCGACUUGUUGUACAUAGACUCUCUUGAAAGCCUACCAACCGCCGAAAAUCUAGCGGAACCACCAACUUUUGACGAAUUUGUUGCCGCGCUAAGGAGAAUGAAGAAUGCUAGGGCACCUGGGAUGGAUAGCCUACCGUCUGAAUUGUACAAAUAUGGCGGCCCACACAUUAACAACACGCUAUUCGACUUCAUCUCGAAGAUAUGGGAGUGUGAAAUCGUCCCGCAAGAUUGGAGGGAUGCUUCCAUUUGCAAGUUGUACAAAGGCAAAGGUGACAUAGCCGAUUGCAGUUCGUACAGAGGCAUCUCUCUACUCUCAGCAGCUGGGAAGAUUUUGGCCCAUAUUAUCAACACCCGUUUAUCCCACCACGCAGAAAAUAUACUCCCGGAGACCCAAUGUGGUUUUCGUCCGGGUAGAGAGACUUGGUGCUGCUAUAAGGCAGACAUCAGGCGAUUAGACACCUUCCAUCUCAGAUGUCUAAGGUCUAUUCUGCGCAUCAAGUGGCAAGAUCGAGUUCCAAAUACAGAAGUGCUGCGUCGUGCUGGCCUGUCCGGGAUAGAAGCGCUCAUUAUGAAGCACCAGCUGAGAUGGUGUGGGCACGUCUUGCGAAUGGAUGACAGCAGAUUGCCGAAAGCAGUUUUCUAUUCCGAGCUUUCUAGCGGGAAACGAAAGCAGGGCGGGCAAUACCUGCGUUACAAAGACGUGCUCAAGCGCAACCUUGUGGCUUGUGAUAUUCCACCUGAUAGUUGGGAGGAGCGAGCUCGUCUUAGACCGGAAUGGCGUUACACUGUCCACAAAAACGUGGAACUUACUGAUAUGUGUUUCUGUGAAUAUUGA